Molecule: messenger RNA, 846 nt
Organism: Notechis scutatus (mainland tiger snake)
Lineage: Eukaryota; Metazoa; Chordata; Lepidosauria; Squamata; Elapidae
Source: RefSeq, a predicted model, not a curated record
UCUCUUUCUCUCCAGGCUGUAACUGGCUGUCGGCUGGCACAAAUCCUAACCCACUAUUGCGUCUGUGCAAACUACUUUUGGCUACUAGUAGAAGGCCUCUACCUGCACAACCUUCUCGGACCCAUGGCCUUCUUGGAAGAAAGCUACCUCCCUGCCUACCUACUCCUAGGAUGGGGGACACCUCUCCUUUUUGUCAUCCCGUGGGGGAUCAUGAGAUACCUCGAUGAAAACAAUGAGUGCUGGGAGAGAAAUGAGAACCUGGGCUACUGGUGGAUCAUCCGUUGCCCAAUUUUGGUAUCAAUUUUGGUUAACUUCGUGAUUUUCAUCCGGGUGCUUAAGAUCGUGAACUCCAAGCUUCGGGCCCAGCAAAUCCAUUACACGGAUUAUAAGUGUAGGUUGGCCAGGUCGACUCUGACCCUCAUCCCUCUGCUUGGCACCCACGGGGUGGCCUUCGCCCUGGUGACAGAGGAGCAGGCCCUGGGCCCCCUGCGCUACGUCAAAUUCUUCUUUGAGCUCUUCUUCAACUCCUUCCAGGGUUUGUUGGUGAGCACGCUUUACUGCUUUGUCAAUAAAGAGGUCCAGUCCGAGAUCCAGAGAAACUGGCGGAUGUGCCAGGUGAACAUCGGCGUGCUGGAGAGACCGGGAUGCCAUUUUGGACCCUGCCGUUCCUGGUGUAACCGAAAAAGCCCGACCAGGAAGCCCAGCUGUGCUCAGAUUUACAUCCAAGUAGAACCCAAUGUUGCCCCGAGAGACUUGGACAAUGGGGUGGGCACUCCGUUCCAGCAGGCGCCCGCAAACUACAACUCCCAUUGGUAUAUCCCCGUCAAGAUGAAAGCGGAGAAUUAG